Trypanosoma cruzi is the source of this 609-nucleotide messenger RNA. RefSeq lists its product as uncharacterized. Bases 1 to 609 code for a protein of 202 amino acids. The record is from RefSeq and is a predicted model, not a curated record. The transcript has a single exon. Lineage: Eukaryota; Euglenozoa; Kinetoplastea; Trypanosomatida; Trypanosomatidae.
AUGAAAGCGAAGUGCCUGCUAUUUGUUCUGGAAAUUAUUGUAAUGGCCUGCGUGGCGCAGGCCGAGACAUGUCGCGUUAAUACCAGUGAUACAGGUGAGUCUAUUUCCUUGGAGUAUCUUUCAAAUUAUGGGAAUGUUUCGGUUAUGCUUGGUGACGUGAAAAUUGAUCUUGGGGUGAGCUUCUGUUGGCCAAAAAAGUUUAGCGCGUUUGGUGAGGAAUGUGACUUUGGGUAUAUGAUUAUAUACGAGAAGGGUUGUGAGGGUACUUUUACUCAUUCAGAUAAUGUAAGUCUCGAAAAUGAUACUCUUUUCUUUACUAUUCGAUCUCCAAAUACAUUGAUGGCGGAUGUUUAUGUUGAAUGCGAUGAGUCUAUAAAUGGUUUACGUGCUUUAUCUGCCAAUGAGACGGAAAUCACGAAAUACGUAUUUCGUUUUGCGUCCACGACUGUGUGUCCGGGGUAUCAACCUCCAGGAAGAGACAAAUUCCCGUCAAAAGGUUUUCUUAUUACUAUUGUUACAGGAAUUGUCGGUGUUGUUGUUGUGGCAGCUGCCCUUUUUCAGUGGAAGUCUAGAAGCCCUUCAGUUGAGGAUUAUAGUCAGCUUAUAUAG